Molecule: messenger RNA, 805 nt
Organism: Pelagomonas calceolata
Lineage: Eukaryota; Pelagophyceae; Pelagomonadales; Pelagomonadaceae
Source: the annotation of a GenBank genome assembly
AUGGCGUCGACCGCCACGCCAUCGCGCCGCGUCCGAGCGCGCGAGACGAGACCGACGCCACGCGCAGGCGACGCCAAGUCCAUCUACCUCGUCGAGUCCGCUCUGGAAUUACCGCGCCUCCAGUGCCCGCCCUGCCCGGCGCGCAACGACAAGUGCCCGGCCCUCGCGCCGCUGAAGACGUGCCUCCCGGGCAACCCCGCCGCGACGGACUGCGUGGGCCACGAGUGCGAGUUCGGCUGGUCGCGCGCUGCGUAGAAAUCAAUCCCAACUGACGUGAUCUUGGCUCAGUGAUUGCGUCUGCUCGAUGGCGUCGGACUCACUGGUUUAUUUCCGCACAGCAAGCCCAUGAAUUGUGCUGGUGGCGGCGUGUAUCGCGUCACCUCCACCUACUACUAUGAUCGUGAUGGAUGCCCGAACGUCUGCGUGGCACCGACGGCAAAACCGACGAAGAAGCCGACGACGCCCUACCCGACGCGUUCUGAUUAUGGCACGUGCCCUCGCUUUGUUGUGGUGCCCAUGGCACACCUCGCAGAGCGUAGCUGGUCCCUUCGGACCCUUGCACCGCCUUGGCGUCUCCUGGACGCCGCACCAGCCACAAGACCAGUCGUCCGAGCGCGGGCCGGUCUCGCCUCUUCUCCAACGCGUGUGGCACGUGCCGCAGAGCGUCUUCGGGCCGCCCGGGCCUCGGCAGUGCUUGCCGUCGGUCCGUGGACACCAGUUGCAUCUCCAGGGGGGCGUCUUCUUCUUCGCCUUCCCUUUCUUCUUGCCGCCGCGCGCGGACAUUGUGAUCUACACUGAUUUUUGA